Messenger RNA from Microbotryum saponariae, 3004 nucleotides. NCBI's taxonomy places the organism in Eukaryota, Fungi, Basidiomycota, Microbotryomycetes, Microbotryales, Microbotryaceae. The record is from the annotation of a GenBank genome assembly.
AUGACUACCAUCGAACGCUUCGAUAAGAUCUUGUAUGAGCAUUUACAACCCGAAACGUGAGUACCUACUUCCCACAUUACUCAACGCCGUACGACGAGAGCUCCACCGUCGACGUUCACCGCACUUCGGAGCGCCUUUCGGCGAGGGGCGAUACGAUACGAUGUACAUUCGAUCGCCCAAUCGCCGUGGGAGUCAUCGAGGCACGUGCACGAGAAUUCUCAGCUGACUCUUUUCAUUUUACGCUCUCUUCGGUACUUGGUACUUGAUACAGUGAAUGGACUCGAUUGGGCCGUGGUUCGUUCGGAUGCGUGUACAAGGGCGAAUACCUGGGACUCGAAGUGAGUUGGCCGAGGCUCCUGAACGGACGAGGACAGAGUGGCGCCUCGGAGGGCGGUGCGAGAUAUUCAGGGUGAUUGCCUUUGGUGCUUCGAGUGGUCGCUAAAUUAUGGUGUUUUCGAUUCCCGAUUGACUCUAGGUCGCGAUUAAGGAAGUCUUGCCCAGCGGUGAAUACGAUGUUGACAAGUAUUUCAGGCGCGAGUGCAAGAUCAUGGCCGAGGCGAGACAUCCUAACAUUGGUCAGUUAUAUGACCUGUGAUCCAGUCAUUCCGAUGUUGACUACACAGUCACUCAUCCCAUAUAAUCUUCGAGACAGUCCAAUACCUCGGACUCUGCCUCGCCCCUCCCGACCCACCUCGAUACGACGGUGAUGCCGCCUCUCGACAACGAAUCCUCAUCAUCUCCGAAUAUCUCCCUCGCGGCAACCUGCGCCAAUACAUCGACGAUCGCUGCCUCCCCUUCCCCUGGCGUCUCCGUCUCUCCUUCGCCAUAGACGUCGCUCGAGCGGUCGCCUACCUCCAUUCACGUCAAUGCUUGCACCGUGAUUUGAAAGGAGAGAAUCUGCUCUGUACGGCGAAUGAACGACUCAAGGUGUGCGAUUUCGGUUUCGCGAGGUUGGCGGCGCAGACGGAUGAGGAAAUGAAGAGGAUGAGUUAUUGUGGUACAGAUGGGUACAUGAGUCCCGAGAUCUUGUUGGGUGACGAGUUUGGUUUGCCGACGGAUAGUGAGUGCUGGGGCUCUGCGUAUCAUCGUGUCGGGGGAGGGCGUCCGCUCACCGUGUGAUUUGGGUCGUCUUGGCAGUUUUUUCGCUGGGUGUCAUUUUCAUCGAGAUCUUGUCAAGGCAGCUGGUCAACAACGAAAUCUUUCCGGUGAGUCUCAAAUGCCUCUUCGAGCUCCGUCCGACACAGACUGCGCUUACCCCUAUACUACGCUCUCUCAGCGCCUCAUGCCAACCUUCGGUAUCGACCCCUUGGAAGUGCGUGAACGAGCAUCGCUCGGUCACCCACCCGACUUUCUCGACCUCGCUCUAGAAUGUCUUCGACUCGAUCCGACGCGUCGACCCAGUGCGCUGGACGUACUAAGUCGUCUUCGUCGAAUCGAGACCCAAGUCCUCGCGGCCGAAGCGGAAGAGCUGUCUAAAUCGUCGACGAUCGGUGGUGGUCGCAGUGGCAGUGGCAGUGGAUCACUGAACGUGGGAAGUUUGUCGUUCUCGGGUACGAUCAAAAGAGGUUCGGUCGCUCGAUGGGUCGGUGCGAGGGUCGAGGAUUCGAGGUCGCUCGAUCGACCGGCGGGUCCACCUCGUUUACCGAGUUGGGAUGGACAGGUCAAGGUGCCUAAAACUCGGACGGGCAGCCGGGUCUCGGAUUCGCAGGGGCAAUCAGGUGUGGUUGGCUCCUCGAUCCUUCGUGAGAAUAUGGCGAAGGGUGUCGAGGCGCAAGAGGUUCAAGACGAAGAAGAAACCACCGAUGAGCUCGACGACAUCAAUUUACUCGAUCUGGCUGACAUGGGAUCCGAUGGACCUCAUCAUCGAGGUGGGGCUGGUCUUGAACUCGACAGUGAUCACCUCUACACCGGUUCCGAAUUUAACCAAGAAUGGAAGUCUCACGAAAGAAGUUCCUUCCUCUGCCAAGGACAACGGCAGGCGGAAUGGUCCACCUUGACCGUCAAAGCGCCGCCGCUGAAAAUGACUGCGCAGAGCGAUGGUCGGGUGAGAUCGUCGACGAUGGCAGCGUCGUCGUCGGGUUCGUUGGCGUCUUUGCCUGCUUCGUGGUUGGCUCAGCAGCGGAAACAGGUGGAUUUGGGACCUUUGAUCAAUACUUGGGUUCAGGAAGGGCAGGGCUCGGGGAUGUCGGAGCGUUCGGAUGGGCCCGGUUCGGAGAUCGUAAGUGAGAAAAUGAUCCCCGCUGAGCCUCAGGUGAGGGUCAAAGCGCAAGAACAAGCGGAAACAUCCGGCGGCGAGGUGUUCCAUUCGACCAUUCAAGGCCACGCGCAAGACUUUGCCUCGGCUCGAUCAAGUGACCUCCUCCCAACCUCCUCGUCCUCGCUCAUGUUGAUCGCCCAACCCCAUCGUUUCACUCUCAUCAAACCGGGAUUCCAGAAAGUUUUGGUUGCCUUGUUGACCUACGGCCAAGCACCACCUCCUACGAUCGAGCCUUCCAAACCGACGAAACUCUUGGCCUUCGUUUCGGGCUCAAAACCGAAACAGUCGAGACCUCAGACGACGAAUCUGCGAUCUUCGCCGAUGGUGGGGGAGGAUAAGUGCGCUUAUUGCGAGAAGGGUUUUGGGACGUUCGGUUGGAGGGCUUAUUUGGAGUGUGAUGAUUGUACGAUCAAGUAAGUGAUCCUUUUCCUCUGGCCAGAUGGGCGCAAGGGUCUCUGAUGGACCACAAGAGCGCAGAAGUUGACUUUUUCAUUCUUUACCCGUUUCGCCUACCUUGCCUUCUCAAGAUGCCACAUCAAGUGCUCCGAUGAGAUGGACCUCGAUUGUCACCAGCAUGGAGUAACCACACCAGCUCAAUCAGUAACCAACUCAUCUCUCUCGGCAAAGCUUCGAACGCCGUUGAGUCCCCUGAACGGUGGUGGGCCGAAAGGCAAGUUAUCGUCUGCGCGAACGAAGUGGACCGAGUAUGUCGGACAAGCAACGGAUCGGGUUGUCGAAUGGACUUAG